AUGUCCCAACAACCUUCUUCUGUAACAGAUGAUCAAGUAGAAUCAUCACAAUCAUCAUCUGCAAUGGAUAAUUUAAAAGAGACAAUGGUGGAGGAACAAAUUGAUACAAUAGAAAAAAACAAUUCAACAAUGGUGGAAGAGAUGACUCCUUCGAUUGAAUAUAAAGCAACGGAAACAAGUGAGAAAAAUACUCAAUCAAAACAUAAUGAUCUAUAUGUUUUAAUUCAUGGACUGCAUGGUAAUCAGAAGGAUUUUCAGUUUAUUGCAGAAAAAUUAAAAGAGUUGUAUAAUUCCGAUGAAACACCAGAACAUGCCAUUAUUAUUGAUUGUGCUUGUAAUGAAGGUAAAACACAUGAUGGUAUUGAAUCAUUGGGAACCAAUGUAUUGAAAGAAGUGUUGAAAAUUAUUUAUGAAAGAAAGGUUUCACUUUCGAAUGGUAAGAAAUUGAAAUUAAGUGUCAUUGGGCAUUCAUUAGGAGGAUUAAUUGCCAGAUAUUUCGUUAAACUAGUAUAUGACUUACCAAGUGGUGAUAUUGAAAUUUCCAAAGAUGAAGAAUUCCAAGAACAUCGAAAAUAUUUUGUAGAUAAUGUAUUUCCACAUUUGGUUCCAUGUAAUUUUACAACAAUAUCAACUCCACAUUUAGGAUCGAGAAGACCUGGUGGUACCUAUUUCAAAUCAAUUUACAGAUUUGCAGCGCAUACAUUUAUUUCACUUCUUGGAUUGACAGGAAAAGAGUUGAAAUUGGAUGAUGGCAAUUCCAUUGAAGAAUCAUUAUUGUACAGAAUGAGUUUGCCAGAAUCAGAUUUUGUAAAAGUUUUGAAAAAGUUUCCACAAAGAACCUUAAUAUCAUCAUGUAAUUUGGAUUCAACUGUUCCUUUUCCAUCUUCAUCAAUUCGUUCAUUUAAUCCGUAUCCACUCAAUGAACAUGCAGAACCAUCAGUUAAAAUUGGAGGAGCUAGCAGUGAAUUUCUCACCUCAAAUGCAUAUGUUAACUUGUUGAAUGAAUUCUUUACACCUUACGGGAAGGAGACUGUAUCAACAGAGAGAAUUGACCAUCUUUUGAAAGCUAGCUGGAAAGGUACCGAACAUGAACCAUUUGUGGGAGACUUGAACGACAAGUGCAAAAAACUCUAUAGAGACAAUAAUUGUGAAGUGGAAUUUGAGGAAACCAUUUUGAAAAAUCUUCAGGAUAUCAAGUGGAGAAGAAUUGAUUUGGACUUUACAGUUUCGUCAUCUUUACAAGCUCGAGAAAUUCAUGUGGUAGUUGUGAGAAAAAAGAGACCAAUACGUUUCGGAAAUGGAAGUGAACAAAUGGAUGGUUGUGGUGAGAGAUGUGUCAACCUUAUUUCCGCCCUAAGCAAGUUUGAUUCAGAUAAUCUUGUAGUAAAUUAA
Molecule: messenger RNA, 1392 nt
Organism: Naegleria gruberi
Lineage: Eukaryota; Heterolobosea; Eutetramitea; Acrasida; Naegleriidae
Exons: 3
Coding region: 1-1392 (463 amino acids)
Source: RefSeq, a predicted model, not a curated record